AACUUGGGGACAAGAAUGUUCUAAUGCUUUCAAUGUUCUCUUAGCUCUUUUGGUUUUGAAAUUAGGAUAACAUCAUACGACCCAAUAGUUUCUGCCUUUUCAGGCACUACAAAUAUCGUUAGUAAAAAUUGUUGUGUGUGUUUAGAUUCUCGAAUAUCUGCUGCCAAACACAAACUAAAAUUUGAAUAUGGGGAUUCCGAGGGGUGCUUUUAAUAGCAAGAGGAGCAUGCUGAUUACUUUGUUAUUUUUUACGUCUGUAACAGCUUGGGGUCUGACAGGAGAAGCAGAAAAGGUAUCAGUGGAAGUUUACUAUGAGUCCCUAUGCCCUGACAGUGCAAGUUUCAUAGUUAAUUAUCUCGAUAAAUUAUUUACAGAUAGGCUUAUCGAUAUUGUUGACUUGAGACUUAUCCCUUACGGAAAUGCAAGGAUUGGCUCCAAUGAAACUAUCAAUUGCCAGCAUGGUCCAUACGAGUGCGUGCUCAAUACUAUUGAAGCAUGUGCAAUAGAUGCAUGGCCUAAUUUGAACCAGCAUUUUCCAUUCGUUUCCUGCAUUGAAAGCUUUGUGUGGGCACAUGAAGCAACCAAGUGGAAAACAUGUUUUGAAAAGACUGGGUUGGAUUCGAAGGUUAUCAUGGGUUGUUAUGAAAGUGGAUAUGGCAAAAAGCUGGAGUUACAAUAUGCAGCAGAGACAAACAGUCUAAAACCACCACAUCAAUAUGUGCCAUGGGUUGUUUUGAAUGGUCAGCCACUCUAUGAGAAUUAUGAGAAUGUAGAAGAAUACAUAUGCAAAGCAUACAAGGGAACUCUGCCUCAGGCUUGUGGAAAUCUCUUGAAAAGCCUGUCUUCUGCAAAUGCAGAAGGAAAGGGGGAUGGUAAUAGGUACUGCAUGAAGGAUACUCUAAUCCUCAAUCUCAUGGAGGGCAGAAAUCAAGCAAAGCAGUGGAAACCUUAGAAAAUGCGGAGGAGUCUCCUUAAUCUUAUGAAUGCUGUACAGGAGUAAACUUAGGCAAUCUGAAGGACAAUCGAUAUUUUGAGGGCAAGGGACCAUAAGCAAUUUGAAUGACAUAGCCCAGGAUAAGAAAAUUUUAGCAUUAGAACAGCUGAUGACGCCUUGAGGAAAGCAAAUGACAAUGUGAAGGAGAAAGGCAGCAAGUCUGUAUAAGAGGCACAAUAAGCCUUGAGACCUUCAAAAGAGGCUGCAAUGCAUAUGCUAAGCAUUAAAAAGUUGUGGCCUGUAAACUUCCAGCAAAUUUUCUGACAUAUUUUUAUAUUGAAAAACCAAAGUCCCUCUUCUACUAGAAGAAUUUAGCAUACAUAAAAAUUUUACAAAGAAAUUAUUUAUGCUAUUAUUGAAUAAUUUGUAAAUUAAGGUACAUAAGGAGAGAAUAAGUCUGGCAUAUUCUAUUUGCAAACAAGGGUUUCAAGCCUGCAAGUGCAGCAAUCUAGCAGGGGAAUUAUGAAGCCCACAAGCACUCUAUCCCAGUGAGGGUUUGAAACCAGACGGCUGUUGGGAAAGCACCACUCCAAUAUACCAUUAUACUAUGCCAGAAUGUCAUAUUUUGUUAAUGUUAAAGUGCCAGUACAAAAUUAAAUAAAUUUCUCAAUGGAGUAAAGAUUACUUAUCAAAUCAAUUGCAGAACCUUGUAUUGAAUUUCAAGUUUCAGUUCC
Cryptomeria japonica (Japanese cedar) is the source of this 1668-nucleotide messenger RNA. RefSeq names its product gamma-interferon-responsive lysosomal thiol protein. The transcript is spliced from 6 exons. Gene Ontology annotation, molecular function: oxidoreductase activity, acting on a sulfur group of donors, disulfide as acceptor. The record is from RefSeq and is a predicted model, not a curated record. Bases 188 to 952 code for a protein of 254 amino acids. Lineage: Eukaryota; Viridiplantae; Streptophyta; Pinopsida; Cupressales; Cupressaceae.